Colletotrichum phormii is the source of this 1561-nucleotide messenger RNA. RefSeq lists its product as uncharacterized. Gene Ontology annotation, biological process: DNA-templated transcription. The transcript has 2 exons. NCBI's taxonomy places the organism in Eukaryota, Fungi, Ascomycota, Sordariomycetes, Glomerellales, Glomerellaceae. The coding region runs from base 212 to 1390 and encodes 392 amino acids. The record is from RefSeq and is a predicted model, not a curated record. Gene Ontology annotation, molecular function: zinc ion binding; DNA binding.
AUGAUCAGCCCGAGAGAGAGUCCAAGAGAAGAGGCAGUCUCCAGCGAGAUAUUGUAUGGAGACCUAGCAGCUUAAUUGACAAAGGCUCCAUCAUGUACGACCCAGUAAAAACACCGCCGGCUAUUGUGCUAGACAACGUUGCCACUGGAAACAUUGGUAAAAACGAUGCGAGGUGCUUCUUCAGCAAGCAGUGUGUUUAGCUGGUAGUCUCAUGAGACACGGCAAGGACAGCGUCGAUCUCGCGAGUUCGCAGUAUGAAAAAGUCAAGACGCUGGCUCACGUUGGCUUUGAGCUUGAUCAAUUGACGGUACUUAAAGCUUUGUGCCUUAUGUCAUGCUGGAGUCCUUCUUCCCCCUACCUCGUCACCCUUGAUGGACCAUGGCACUGGACAGGUAUGGCUUCGUGUAUGGCGCUUCAAUUGGGUCUUCAGAAACAGUCGUCAUACAUCAAUCGUCAGAGUGCUGGUUGCUUACGGCGAAUAUUCUGGCACCUUCAGACGAGUGAAAUUCUUAUGACAGCUUGCUGGGGGCGACCCCUCCUCCUCAGACCCGAAGACACUAAUGUACCACCGCUCGUAGAGGAAGACUUUACGGUGCAUAACUUUGAAGCAACUGCCACAACCUGGAUGACGAAGCUCAUUCAGAUCGUUGGGGAUAUCACGACUCUGAAAUUCAGGAAAGGUGGCCCAACAUCGGCAGAAGUGGAAGCCGUCGUCGCAUCGCUCUACGGCUGGCUGACUAACCUGCCUAGAGACUUACGGCUGUUUAGUCCUGAUGGGAUCAAAAAGCCAUUCAAUCAACAACGCGCCGAGAUUUUCAUCUUCUACUUCGUCGCCAUUGUCCUCAUUCAGACGGUUACCAGAAGUAGUUCGUCGUUGUGGAGAACUUCGCCGGCGUCGGUCCUCGCUGCAUCCUGUGCUGCGCGGCUUUACGACGAAAUUCAAUGCAGAGAGCGCGUCGUCCAUCUAAUUCACUAUCAUGCAUUCCUUGUCUUGGUCGUCGGCGUCGUUUUGAUAUCUCAUCAACCUCAAUCGCAAGAGAAAGAGAGCGUACUCAGCAGAGAUCUUGAUGUUAUCCACUGCAUCCUGGAGGGUAUGAACGCCAAGUAUGGAGGGGCUCGCGCUAUUUUGGUCAAGUUCAAAGACGCGUCACGAGACUUUGGAGGUGAGCGGGUUGAUGAAUCGUCCUCUUUGAGAAGCGAGACAGCAGGCUCCCAUGCUUUAUCAACAGCAAGGAUUGUACAGGACCACAUGGUCAACCUAUUUGCUUUCCCAUCAGAAAUGUGCGAGAACAUGGACAUUCUGUCACAAAUCAACGACACCAGAGACGGAGGCAUCUUUCAAGAUGACGCUUUUGGAGGCCUGGGGGAGGACUUUGACGACAUUACCUAAUUCAUGGAUGUACUUGGCAUGGACUUCACAAAUUUCGAUGGGUGUAGUCAACCAACAAAUUAUCGACAUCGUCGUUUCGCCUUCUAAACGUGGCACAACAGUCUGGUCUGACAUGGCUCAUGGCUCCAGAUUGAGCGCCAGCUCAAAUGAAGUAACUGCUCCUCGGACGCG